CGGCCCAAGCUCUAUGGACAAGAUGUCAUCAGCAGGUUGGAAUGUCGGGAAGAAAAACGCAUACACAGCAAUCAAAGUGGAUCCUGAUGGGGAUUACUGUACCCCAGGUGCAUUUGAACUGGAGCGGCUCUUCUGGAAAGGAUGCCCCAAGUACACUCACGUCAACGAAGUCUGGCCCAACCUCUACAUAGGAGAUGAGAAAACUGCAUUAGAUCGCUACAGCCUUGAGAAGGCAGGCUUCACUCACAUCCUUAAUGCAGCUCAUGGUCAGCGGAAUGUGGAUACAGGACCAGAAUAUUACCAAGACAUGACUGUGGAGUACCAUGGAGUGGAAGCAGAUGAUCUCCCCACUUUCAAGCUCAGCCAGUUCUUUUAUUCUGCUUCUAAAUUCAUUGAUAAUGCACUUCAGGAUGAAAGAAACAAGGUCCUCGUGCACUGUGCUAUGGGUCGCAGCCGGUCAGCCACACUGGUCUUGGCUUACCUGAUGAUUUACAAGAACAUGACAGUGGUGGAUGCCAUUGAACAAGUAUCACGGCACCGAUGCAUUCUGCCAAACAGAGGCUUCUUGAAGCAGCUGAGAGAACUGGACAUAGCGUUGGCACUGCAGAGGAGGAACACCAAGAACAGCCUACCAUCCAGUGACGACGAGAACAGCACCACAAUCUAGUAUUGCUCCUGGCAGGGCUGUGCUACUGCAAAAUAAACUCUAUAAAAGGUGGGGAGGAAGAGCUGUAGUUAAUUACACAGUCACAAGUCUCAUUUGUUAUCCAGGAGGAAAAAUAUCAAAAUCAUUUCAAAUGUCAUCAGGAUGGGAAAGAAGUCAAAUUAAAAACCUAUCUUCUUAGGAUAUCCUAGCUUUAACAGAGAUCUUCUCGACAUUAACAAAUCUUCCCUAUGUAAAGUUUAUCCAGCACAAAACAAGGCGUAACUUAAAUGAAAACAUCUGAGUACCCCCCAAAUCCUGAUCCUAGUCCAAGUAUAUGACCUUUAAAAGAGAGGAACUAGCCAUUCCUGAAGAGCUUUUGCAGGAAAAAUGUUGAGAUAGUUGCAACACAGACAAAUUGUUUAGUCCCAUGGUCCUGAAGAACUUCCCAGAAGUUUGCCUUUUAUGUUCUUUCCUGGCAUCGCCAUUUCUUCACAUAAUCUAAGAGCAGCAGAGUGUUUAGAGAGCCUCCAAACGAGUCUUCACAAUGGACUUUGCAGCAGAAUAUGCAAGCUAGAAACAAAGCAAAAUCCUUGAAAAGAUCAGAUGCAUAAACAGACACAACAGGAAACAGUUCAAGGAGAUGCACACACAUAUCAUGUUAGCAGUUUCAUUUCUAACUUGCUUUUCCUAGAAUUCAGGCAGUUGAAGCCUUUAAGUCCAGCGCAUGCAGUAUCCAACUCAAUUUACUAGGGCACACACUACCCCUCCUCUCAAACAAGAAAACCCACCACAAUGAGAAAAUUAUGCUUUGUGACUUGUUUUCUUCCACUUGUGACAACUACAAUACACAAGAAAUAUACUAUGUCAUUUAUAUUGCUACAGAGAAGUUCCCAUGGAAGACCCUAAUAGCCCCCUAAAAAAUCAUCAAUUAUGAAGUUUUCAUGAGAUUUUAGUUACGCUUAACAAGACAAAAGAUACAAAUGAAGCCUUUAAAAAGCUGUCUCUGUGAACUAAUAAGUAGAAAGCUGCUGCUGUACCUCCAGACACCACUGCUACCAAAUGUUUACUUACAAGUCAGCUUCAGUCAUCCUAAUACACUACCGUGCUCAAAAGUAAUAUAAUAGUAAUAGUAAAAGUAAUAUGCUAAUAAUUGUAUUGACAAUAGUUCAAAUAUGCAAAUGGAGAUGCCAGAUCUACUUUUCCACCUAAAGUUAUUGAACUCUAUACAUCAGUAAUUGUGUUUAGACACGAUAGGAGUUUUCUCACCUCAACAAUAUUACAUCUUAAAAUAUACUAUAGAGAAGGAUCAAAACUGAACCGUGUUUAUCUUUCUUCCACCCAUGAAAAUGUUGUUAUCAUUCUCCCCAUUGGAAUUUUGUUUAAUUCAGUGUAUUGGUUACAAGUUAUUCUCUCCCUUCUACCCUGCAUGAUAGCUUGAUGAUUGCUGUAACUGGAAGAGAACCUGUAGCUGAUUUGCAUGCAGAACUGCAUAUGAACAAGUUUUUCUGGGGCCUGGAGAUGGGAGCUUCUUUUGCAAAAUUGUUAAAAUAUAUAGGGAAAAUUUUAUUUCCUGGGGGCCCUGCUGCUUAAAGGGGAGACUGAUAGAUUCUUUGAAGAGCGGUCCCCAUCUACUGAUUGGAAACAAAAUACUAGAAACCUCUAAGUAGUUACCACUCAUUUGUCCUGCACAGAAGAUCAGGAAAUUGGCAAACAGCAACACUGACAUAGCAACAGAAAAAUGUAUCUACAAUUUCCAGAGGAUGGGACUCCAAGCUACUCAUAAAUUAGGAGCUGUCAUUCUAGCAUGGAAAUGAAAAGCAGCAUGUGAAGGAAAAAAAAAAGAAGAAGAAAAGAAGGAGAUAAUAGAACCUGUAUUCCAUUAUUUCUACAAGUACUGUGUGAAGGUGUUAAGCAUGAUUUCACAGAACGGCUGAGGUUGGCAGGGACCUCUGGGUCCAUCUGGUCCAACCCCUGUUCAAGCAGGGACAUCCAGAGCAGGGAUCAGCUUCUGAUUAUCCCAGAAUCAAUCAGACUACAUCAGAAAAAGCAAAGUUCUGGAACAUGUAGUUUCCACAAAGUAUGCAACUCCUGCAAUUCAGCCACAUCAAAUCACCAGUCAACCUCGCCCAACACAAUCUACAGCAGUAAGUGACCUCAUCACAAAUGUCACAUAAACGUUGGGUCUGCAAGCAGGUCUGCAAUGCAGAAUGAGGUACGUUUAUUUCCUUAUUUCAAGACACUAUGGGUAUAAAGCAUUUUCAUUUUUAGUGUCAAACCACGUCCUUUGUUUAUGGGAAGACUAUGAUUGCAUGGGCAAGGAAACAUCCUACAUUUCACAAGAAUCAUCUACUACAACUUUGUGAAGAAUUCUUUUGAGGCACUAGAAGAAAGCUAAUUCUCAGCUGGAAUGGUGCUAGAGCACACAGUCGAAAUUGAUACUGCGAUGGGCAGACAAUACAUAGAAGAGCUAGAUCUGUCAAGGAUGAGAGUUCUUAUUAAGUAGAAAUUUCAGUGCAGUAAUGCAAUUCACAGCUGAAUAGUCACUAUGGGAAAAGAUUCAGAAAAGUCAUUUGUCCUGCUGAAAGGAAUUCAGUUCUCAAAAAGUAGUACUGGAAACUUGCCUGUUGUGCAACACACAGUACAUCAUUCUCCACCCAAGUUUUAAUCCAUGUAUUGCAAAUGCAGAAUUUCAGAAAUAUGCUGGAGUCAUGAUAUUCUGUUUCAGGUUACCACAUACUGAAACGGCACAAAGGUCUGUUUGCCUCUUUGCUAAAGGCUUGGGAACCCGAAACUUAACAGAUGUAGAUAAAAACCCAAGAGUCUUUCAUUUACUAUAGUGUAAAACGUAACUGAAAAAUCGUAAGACACAGUGCUACUUUGAUAUACAAUAAUUCAGUAAAGAUGUGAGGUCCUAGUUAUACAAAAGGCUGCACACUGUGUUUUCACCUCUUCUUUCCCUAAGCGUAAUAAAAUGUGACAGUAAAUUCAUGAAGACAAACACACAUGUAGUCUAAGUACUAUGAAUACUCUUUGCCUUUAUAAAACAAAUGUGGAAAAAGUAUUGCUUAUAUUGUGAUCUCCGUUAUCAAGCAUUCUAAAACCCAAAAAAAGCAGCUAUUCCAAAUUACCAUUUCACUGGAUACUUAAUCUCCCAUUCAGAUCCACUUUUUAGACUAUUGUCCCACCAUAUAAAACUGAACAGGUUACGUGCCUGGAUCUAUAGAAUCAACUUCUAUAGGUUUAGAUAUAGACACCAUACACUUCAAGGGUUUAACAAAAUACACAUUUUCUCUGAUUUUUCAGUGUACAGAACCAAACCUGUAAAGCUGCUUUACAUACUAGAAUAGGGAGACAGUGCUUUCAAUCUUCUUGCAGUGUCAGUGGGGUUGACAGAGAUUCAGUGGCAACGUUCACCUUAAAAGCAUUUUGAAAAAUUCUUAGAUUUUUUUUUGAUUCAUUCAUGCACACUUGAUUUAAAAACUUGGUGCACUCAGGAGCUCCUUGUAUAGAUUUCCUUCUUGAUUUUUACAUAUACUUUCUAUUGCUAGAUGAGAAGUGUUCACAAUUAUGUGUGUGUUUGUAUGUGCAGGUAUACAUGCAUAUACGCAGAACACGGAGGUUCUACACAAAGUUUGUGUUUUCUUGUAAUUCAGCAAUGAGGAAAGGAAGAGAUUAGUUCUAUUAUUA
This is a messenger RNA of Numida meleagris (helmeted guineafowl), 4333 nucleotides long. It is a transcript of the gene DUSP29, whose product is annotated as dual specificity phosphatase and pro isomerase domain containing 1. The transcript has 3 exons. The record is from RefSeq and is a predicted model, not a curated record. Gene Ontology annotation, cellular component: cytoplasm. The coding region runs from base 14 to 667 and encodes 217 amino acids. Gene Ontology annotation, molecular function: protein tyrosine/serine/threonine phosphatase activity; MAP kinase phosphatase activity. Lineage: Eukaryota; Metazoa; Chordata; Aves; Galliformes; Numididae. Gene Ontology annotation, biological process: negative regulation of MAPK cascade; protein dephosphorylation.